ACAAGGAUGAGAAUAGAGAUAGAGAGAUACUGUAAUGUACCCGCCCUUAUCCUAAUACCUGUCUUGCAUCUCCUUCUGUAUUACUAUUUUUCUACCAUAUUCCAAACCGCUCACCUCUAUUUCUUAUUACUUACCGCGUCCUAAACAAGCAAAAACAGUCUCUAAUGCUUUCCCAUAUAUGUUGAGCUUUUGAAUUCAACAUUGCCAACACAAUGUCUUGCAUCUAUAGCUGUAGCUCCACACCUUCUUUCUUUGCUCCUUUUGUUUCAUCCAGAAGCUCCAGAUUUGCUCUCUCCUCAUCAAAUUCAAGGCCCCGAAUCCAUUGUGCCCUUGGAGGGACUGUGGCAGAACCAAAAAUUACCACUGCUGCUGAACCAUUGUUGCUUAAUGCUGUUCGUGGGGAAGAUGUUGAAAGACCCCCAGUUUGGCUCAUGAGGCAAGCAGGGAGGUACAUGAAGAGCUACCAAAUUAUCUGUGAGAAGUAUCCUUCAUUUCGUGAAAGAUCAGAAAAUGUUGAUCUAGUUGUGGAGAUUUCACUACAACCAUGGAAAGUUUUUAAGCCUGAUGGGGUCAUUUUAUUCUCGGACAUUCUUACCCCUCUAUCUGGGAUGAAUAUACCUUUUGACAUUGUGAAAGGUAAGGGCCCUGUCAUAUUUAAUCCUCUAGGCACAGCUGCUGAUGUUGAACAAGUGAGAGAAUUCGUUCCUGAAGAUUCAGUUCCAUAUGUUGGGGAAGCAUUGACAAUCUUGCGGAAAGAGGUAGAUAAUAAAGCAGCAGUUCUAGGUUUUGUUGGGGCUCCAUUUACCCUGGCAUCAUAUGUGGUUGAGGGCGGUUCAUCAAAGCACUUCACAAAAAUAAAGAGAUUAGCUUUCUCACAACCCAAGGUCCUUCAUGCAUUACUUCAGAAAUUUGCAACAUCCAUGGCAAAAUACAUCCAGUUCCAAGCUGACAGUGGAGCUCAAGCUGUUCAGAUUUUUGAUUCAUGGGCCACUGAGCUUAGCCCAGUAGAUUUUGAAGAGUUCAGUUUGCCUUACUUGAAGCAGAUUGUGGACACUGUAAAACAAACCCAUCCUCAUCUCCCCCUAAUCCUGUAUGCAAGUGGAUCCGGGGGCUUGCUUGAGAGGCUAGCUUUAACUGGUGUUGAUGUAAUUAGCUUGGAUUGGACUGUUGAUAUGGCUGAAGGCAGGAGGCGAUUGGGACCAAAUAUAGCGGUUCAGGGUAAUGUGGAUCCUGGUGUUCUUUUUGGUUCAAAGGAUUUUAUCACCAACCGUAUCAACGAUACUGUAAGGAAAGCAGGGAGAGGGAAACAUAUUUUGAACCUUGGUCAUGGUAUUGUUGUAGGUACACCUGAAGAGAAUGUUGCUCAUUUCUUUGAGGUUGCUAAAGGACUCAGAUACUAAAAUCAUAUCUGGGGUAGAUUAAUAGUUUUCUGCAUAUUGGAGUUUUUGUAACAUUAGUUUCCUUUCCAGCUCCUGAUCAUUCAUUUGAAUAUUAGUGCCCAAAUAGUGGAGAAAAAUAUUUGAAAGUGAUUAUUUUAGCUGGUAUAA
This is a messenger RNA of Quercus robur (English oak), 1547 nucleotides long. RefSeq names its product uroporphyrinogen decarboxylase. The coding region runs from base 213 to 1400 and encodes 395 amino acids. Gene Ontology annotation, molecular function: uroporphyrinogen decarboxylase activity. The transcript has 6 exons. NCBI's taxonomy places the organism in Eukaryota, Viridiplantae, Streptophyta, Magnoliopsida, Fagales, Fagaceae. The record is from RefSeq and is a predicted model, not a curated record. Gene Ontology annotation, biological process: porphyrin-containing compound biosynthetic process.